Messenger RNA from Ilex paraguariensis (yerba mate), 669 nucleotides. The record is from the annotation of a GenBank genome assembly. NCBI's taxonomy places the organism in Eukaryota, Viridiplantae, Streptophyta, Magnoliopsida, Aquifoliales, Aquifoliaceae.
AUGACAGAGGCGUGUUCUUCUCUAACUUUCAAGACCCUCUAUGACCCAACAAGCAAUGACUCUGGCCAAUCCUUUCAACUUAGUAGUGAUAAGAGAUCCAGUGUAGUUAAUCAACCAGGGUGUGUGUGUGUUGGAAAGCCUGCACCACAUAUAGAAUUAAAGGUGGUUGUCGAGGAUUCUUCUCAUGUUGGGAGAAUAUUAACGAGGGGCCCCCAUGUGAUGCUCGGGUAUUGGGGUCAAAUUUCAACCAGAGCUUCCAAUCCUAGUGAUGCAGGUUGGCUUGAUACAGGUGAUAUAGGGCAGAUAGAUGAUAAUGGUAAUGUAUUGCUCUUUGGACGUACUAAAGGUCGAAUCAAGAGUGGUGGUGAGAAUGUUUACCCUGAAGAGUUAGAGGCUGUCCUGUCUCAACAUCCAGGUGUUUCUGGCAUUGUUGUUGUUGGACUUCCAGACCCUCGUUUGACAGAGAUGGUAGUUGCUUGUAUUCAAUUAAAAGACAAUUGGCAGUGGGCUGAUUUGAGUUAUGAUCACCCAGCUGAAAAUAAAGACCUAAGCUUGUCAAGUGAGAUCCUCCAGAUUUUUUGUAGAGAAAAGAAUUUGACUGGGUUCAAAAUACCCCAAAGUUUUAUCUUAUGGAGGUACCCAUUACUUUCACAACAACUGGAAAAUUGA